Messenger RNA from Telopea speciosissima, 656 nucleotides. RefSeq lists its product as uncharacterized. Bases 1 to 594 code for a protein of 197 amino acids. NCBI's taxonomy places the organism in Eukaryota, Viridiplantae, Streptophyta, Magnoliopsida, Proteales, Proteaceae. The transcript has 4 exons. The record is from RefSeq and is a predicted model, not a curated record.
AUGGCGAUUUCCCACCAAGAAGGCUUACAGGGGAGAGGCGAUGAACCCGAUUGUUUCAUUGUAGACAUAGAAAGAUUGUCCCAUGGCACCGAUAAAUACAUCUCUGCUAAUUCAAAGAUCACUCAACACGAUUCCUUCGCUACAGAUAUAGAUAGAGACAGUUCUGCUAAUUCAAGGAUUCCUAGAAGCUUUUCCCGAAAAGGGUCACACAGGGGAGAUAGAAAUGUCAAAGCGAUAGAUACUGCAGCAGCUAAUGGGGAUAUCUCAUUUAAAGGAGGUAUUGAUGGUGGUGUCAGUGUGAGCUUGGCUGAGAAUUCCAUCACUGUUCCUAUGGGGACCGCAUCAGUAGAGGCCAUGAACAAGCAAGCACAGGCAGUGAAGAUGAUGAUGAUGAUGAACGGCGAGAGCAGAUGCAUUAGUAGUCCUAGAAGAAGACACGGUUCGAAGCGGGCAGGGGCUUGGGUCAUCGGUCCACGGAUGGUCCUUGCCUUCUUUGCCACUUUGUCAAGCAUGGGAACUAUACUACUGAUCUACUUCACGCUUUCCAUUGGCAAAACUGGCGAAGAAGACCUCUCUCAAGCCCUGCUACAGUAAAGAACUAACAACCAAUAUGAAUAAAGGAGACCUCACCCUUCAUUUUGGGUCUGAAUCAGCUC